AAGUAGAGCUAGCUGGCUAAUCAGCGAGUCCUUCACGUCGGCUCCGACUGAGGUCAGGCGGUCCUCCCGGUGCACCGUUGGCGGCUUUUGUCGUGGACGAGCCUUCACAUGAACCGGUAAUCGUAUUUAAGCUCCAGCCGAGCGAGAGCCUGUGGGGUAGAGCGGAGUCAUGGAUAGAGCGGCGCAAUGACACACGAGAGCCUCGCCUAUUCCCAGCUGUCGGCCAAGGCCGCCGCCCUGCGCGUGAUCCACCUGCCGCUGUCCGUGUGUGGUUCUCUGGCACAGCUGCAGGUAAGCCCAGGCACCAAGAAGGUGGUUGCGGCAGCUGCCUUCGGCGCCGUCUCGCUACUCUUCCUGGCCCGCCACUUUCAGAGGAGGCGGGGUCGAAAGAAGACUGCAUCGCCGCCAUGGGAGCAGGCCGCCAUCCAGCUCUUCGCUUCAGCUGCCGCCGCCACAAUGGAGGAUGAUAACACCAGUCAGCAGAUCACGCUCUCCCUCAAGUCCAAGUCUGGCUUCUCCGCAGCGGUCCUCUCUGCUCAGGCCCACAGGGAACGUUCUGGUUCUGUUCACAGCCUCGCGUCUUUGCAAAGCAUAGACUCGUCCAGCAGCGGAACCUGUGCCAUGGAGCCCAGCUGCUGGGACCGACUGGGCAGCGCCGACCUUUGCAGCGUGGUCACCACACCCGAAAACCUCUACCUCAUGGGUAUGGACUUAUUCGAGGAAGCUCUGCGGCGCUGGGAGGAGGCCUUGACGUUCAGGAGCAAGCAGGGGGACGACGACCUGAGCCGAGUGUCCGUCAAGACGGGAGCAGAAGACGCCAUCGCCGAGCAGAACGUGGAAGGUCAGGAUGUCAUCAGCGCAGAGUUCAUCUACAGACUGAAGUUUCUGCUGCAGAGGGCUUACCGCCUCCAGGGGGAGUUUGAGGGCGUGUUGGGCAUGUCUGAGCCUUCAUCCGACGCCCGGAGCCAGGGUCAAUUCCUUUUCACCUGCAUGCUGUCGUCUGCAUAUUGCGUAAAUGUUUUCUGCCUGUCCCUGUCAGACGGUUUGGCCCAAGACGAGCAGGACGACGUGUGUCUGAAGGACAGCAUCAGCAUCGCCUCCACCGACUCCUUCGUGUCCGCUGCUGAGCUGUCGGAGCACCGGGAGCUGCGCUACAUGCUGACUAAUAACCCCUUCUACGAGGAGGCCUUGCAAAUGGCGGAGGAGGGCAAGAUCUCCUGCAGGGUGCUGAGGACAGAGAUACUGGAGUGCUUGGGUGACGUGGACUUCCUGGCCAAGUUGCACUGUGUGCGGCAGGCCUGUCAGCUCAUUCUGCGUGAAAAGACCACCAGGUUGUUCCUGGCAGACACCGGCAAGAAGAUUCUGUCCUCUAUCAUCGUUAAAGCACAGAAGAGCCCAGAUAGAUUUGAGCAAGUGUUUGAGGAGAUGAUGAUAUUCUUGGAGCAGACGGAGCAUUGGGAGAACACAGCGGUGGAGCUGGCCACACGUGGGGUGAAACACUUAAACUUCUACGACAUAGUGCUGGACUUCAUCCUCAUGGACUCCUUUGAGGACCUGGAAAACCCACCCAUCUCCAUCCAGACUGUCAUCAACAACCGCUGGCUCAACAGCUCCUUCAAGGAGACGGCUGUGGCGUCCAGCUGCUGGUCUGUCCUGAAGCAGAAGAGACAGCACAUGAAGGUUGCAGAUGGCUUCAUCGCCCGCUUCUACACGCUGUGUGAGCAGAUCAGUCCAGUCCUGGCAUGGGGCUUCCUGGGACCAAAAACUCCCCUGCAUGACUUCUGCUGUUUCUUCAAGGACCAGGUGCUGCACUUCCUCAAAGACAUAUUCGAUUUGGACAAGGUGCGCUACUCGUCAGUGGAAAGUCUGGCUGAGGACAUGUUGCACCUGCUACACAGACGCUCUGAACUGCUGCUGUCUUACUUGGGUGCAGACUCCCUGCGAGCUGCUAGCAGUCACAAUGUUGCCACACUGCAGCUGAUGCCCGGCGCCCCCAUGGAGGCUUGUGUUCAGUGACAUGGCACUGAAAGUUUGAAGACUCACACAUUGUCCAAGGCAUUGCGAUACCACAUGUGAUCAGCAGUGUAGCGGUCUUGUGCCACUGCCUACUUCGAAGCAAUAUUUUUUUUGUCGGUAUUGUGGUUUUCCCCUGAAUGUGUCCAACUGUAUUUAUGCUGUAGCUUACAGUUAAACCAAAAGCUUACCGAACAGGCUAAUGACUAUGUAACGUCAUUUAUAUCCCAUUAAUAAUACAGAGUGAUACAAAUCCUGACUUUGCCACCAGGAAAAAGUGUUGAGUAACGUUUUUAAGCAUUUCUGCAAUAUUGUGCUCAAAAUUUCACUUUGACGCAAGAUGUCCAUGAUGUACAACUACUACUAAGUGCGUUUGUGUUACCUAAUUUGACUGCAAGUUGCUUCUUAAGGGAAUUUUGUCUUAAAAAGAAUAUUGAGGGGAAAAAAGCAACUAUGGAUUUUAAUCAUGAAGUCCUUAUCACUGAAGCUUGAGAAUUAAUGCACAAGUUAAAUGUUGCAAUGUAUGCACAUCAGUUUGUAGAACAUUAAAUGUUUUUCCAUCCACAUUUGAAGUUGUUAAAAUGAAAUAAAAGAUGGUCUAAUGAGCCACUUAGAG
This is a messenger RNA of Entelurus aequoreus (snake pipefish), 2629 nucleotides long. RefSeq names its product mitoguardin 1 (gene miga1). The transcript is spliced from 17 exons. NCBI's taxonomy places the organism in Eukaryota, Metazoa, Chordata, Actinopteri, Syngnathiformes, Syngnathidae. The coding region runs from base 187 to 2016 and encodes 609 amino acids. Gene Ontology annotation, biological process: mitochondrial fusion. The record is from RefSeq and is a predicted model, not a curated record.